ACAGGGGGAGGGAGGGCUCGAUGCAGUGAGGGUCCAAGGGGGUCAUGUGCACAGACUUGCUCUGCCAAACCCAUUCACGGACUAUAGUGGAGGCAACAUACAAGUUCCAGGAACAACCCAGGUGCACAGAGAGAGACACAUCGCACCACUUUGGACUUACUGUAUUAUACAAGGAGGACAGGGGACAAGAGAGCCCGCCGAGCUUGUGAUUGUUCACAGCAGCUGCUUUCCAGCCGUGCCAUAAGGUGGCCCUUCAGCCCUCCUGCACCAUGAAGUUGAGCGUGGCCCUGUUCUUUGCAGGGAUCUUUGGGGCGCUGGCCACUCUAUGCGUCCUCCUCUCGUUUGGAACAGAUUACUGGCUCCUGGCCUCUGAGCAAUGCUUGCCAGUGCCCACUGCGUCAUUCGGGCCCAGGGAAGUGGCAAUUGAGCAAGGAGAUUUGGUGUUCGAUGGCGGGGCCAAGGGGGACUCAACCACCUACUACCACGAGGGCUUUUUCUGGAAGUGUGACUGCGUCGAACAAGGCGCAGACGACACUCACCUGAUGUGGAAACUGUGGCUCACAAAUCAGCCACAAUCCAAAAUAUGUGUCCAUGCCUACUUGUUCCCAUUCCCUAUGGACCAAGGCGCACACAAUGCCACUAGCUAUGACUCUGCUAUAAUCUACAGAGGCUUCUGGAGUGUGUUCAUGCUCAUCGGCGUAGUAUCCGUGGUGGUUGGGGGCUUCGUCAUCAUCUGUGCCGCUCCGUUCGCCAGCCACCAGCUCUACAAGGCCGGGGGCGGGCUCUUCCUGGUGUCCGGUGUGUUCCUGCUGUGUGUGGUCGUGAUGUACGUGCUGUGGGUGCAGGUGCUGGAUGUGGUGGAUCCCUACGUAGACUACCAGCGCUCCAACUUGUGUCCCGGGUUCGAGUUGUCCCUCCACUAUGGCCCCUCAUUCAUGCUGGCCCCCGUGGGCAUCGCUUUCGCACUCCUGUCCGGCCUCCUCUUCCUCCUCAUCGGCAGGUCCAUCAAGAUCCGCAGCCGCUGAGCUCUCCUCCAGGAAACAGCAACGGGAUCCUCUGGAACAUUCUACUUUCACUUUCACCUUUUUCUGCUGAAAUUAUCUGCCGGCCUCUCCUUGGUUGCUGUGAGAAUCCGAAUUUAGUUGGUUAUGCAUAUUGUUUUGUAUAGUAUUAAUAGGGGUCGGUUUAGCUUAGGAGGUAGAGCAGGUUGACUUGUAAAUGGAAGGUUGCUAGUUUGAUCCCUGGCUCCUCCUAGCUGAGUGUCGAUGUGUCCUUGAGCAAGACACUUAACCCUAACUGCUCCUGACGAGCUGGUUAUCGCCUUGCGUGGUUGACUCGGCCGUCGGUGUGUCACUGUGUGUAUUAACCGAUGUAAGUGGCUUUGGAUAAAAGCGCCUGCUGAAUGUAAAAAAUGUAAAAUGUAGUAUGAUCAAGACUUUUUUAACAGGGCUGGUCCAGACGCCUUUACUUUUAGACCACUUGACAAUGUGAUUGUGUUGCACCUCGGUCCGAACUAUGGGUACCACUUGUGCUUAAUCUCACAAUAGUUAUUUAGGAUAUGGGACGCGGUGUGUUAUUUAGCACUUUUUAAUUAAAUGACAGAAAAA
This is a messenger RNA of Gadus chalcogrammus (walleye pollock), 1607 nucleotides long. RefSeq names its product transmembrane protein 182a (gene tmem182a). Gene Ontology annotation, cellular component: membrane. Lineage: Eukaryota; Metazoa; Chordata; Actinopteri; Gadiformes; Gadidae. The coding region runs from base 270 to 1025 and encodes 251 amino acids. The transcript is spliced from 5 exons. The record is from RefSeq and is a predicted model, not a curated record.